Molecule: messenger RNA, 2289 nt
Organism: Alosa sapidissima (American shad)
Lineage: Eukaryota; Metazoa; Chordata; Actinopteri; Clupeiformes; Clupeidae
Gene: wipi1
Product: WD repeat domain, phosphoinositide interacting 1
Exons: 14
Coding region: 200-1603 (467 amino acids)
Biological process (GO): nucleophagy; autophagy of mitochondrion; protein lipidation
Cellular component (GO): extrinsic component of membrane; phagophore assembly site membrane; cytosol
Molecular function (GO): phosphatidylinositol-3-phosphate binding; protein binding; phosphatidylinositol-3,5-bisphosphate binding
Source: RefSeq, a predicted model, not a curated record
UGACAUGACACGUGAAAGUGACGCAACACACUGUCAGCUGUUUUUGUUUUGCUUUAUUUUCCCUGUAUUUUGAAGAAGAUUUCCGCCUCGGCUCAUCGAAGUGAAGCAGUCCUUUCUUAUGAAUUAAUGCAAGAAGAACAACCGAACCCAGGCCUCCGAUCCAGGGAGGAGGGAGGGAAGGAGGUCGUUGGGAAUCGGGAUGGAGACCGGGGAGGGAGCCGACGGUCCUGGCGGGCCAGGACUGGGUUGUGCCUCUUUCAACCAAGACUCCACGUCACUGGCUGUGGGCACCAAGACUGGAUACCGGCUCUUCUCCGUCACCUCAGUGGACAAACUGGACUGCAUUCAUGAAAGCGCAGACACUCCAGACGUGUACAUCGUGGAGCGUCUGUUCUCCAGCAGCCUGGUGGUGGUGGUGAGCCAGGCCCUGCCGCGCCGCAUGAACGUCUACCACUUCAAGAAGGGCACGGAGAUCUGCAACUACAGCUACUCCAACAGCAUCCUGGCAGUCCGUCUCAACAGACAGAGGCUAGUGGUGUGUCUGGAGGAAUCCGUCUAUAUCCACAACAUCAAAGACAUGAAGCUACUAAAGACUCUCCUCAACACACCUUCCAACCCCUCAGGUCUAUGCGCUCUCUCCACCAACCAUGCCAACUCUUACUUGGCAUACCCUGGCAGUGCCACCAUCGGUGAAAUCAUCAUCUACGACGCCAACAAUCUGAGUACUGUCACCAUGAUCCCUGCCCACGACAGCCCACUGGCUGCAAUCACAUUCAAUGCAUCCGGGACCAAACUAGCCAGUGCCUCCGAGAGGGGAACAGUGAUCCGUGUGUUCACCAUUCCUGAAGGACUUCGGCUCUUCGAGUUCCGUAGGGGGAUGAAACGGUAUGUGAACAUCAGCUCCCUGUCAUUCAGUCCAGAUGCCCAGUUCCUGUGUGCCUCCAGUAACACUGAGACUGUGCACAUCUUUAAACUUGAACAGCAUGGGCCUGGUGGUGAGGAGGACUCCCCCACCUGGUCUGCGUACGUGGGUAAGAUGUUCUCGGCGGCCAGCAGCUACCUCCCGGCUCAGGUGUCGGGCAUGAUGUGUCAGGACCGCGCCUUCGCCACCGUCCGCCUGCAGGUGGCAGGCCAGCGCAACGUCUGCACCCUCGCCAUGAUCCAGAAGCUUCCAAGACUGCUGGUAGCCUCCUCCGACGGGCAGCUGUUCAUCUACAAUGUGGACCCUCAGGACGGCGGGGAGUGUGCCCUGGUGAAGACGCACAGGUGGGCAGGUGAAAGGGUGGAGGAGGAAGUGGAUGAGCUGUUUGGGGUGGAGGAGGAGCAUGAGACGGGCGAGGCAGAGGGGGCCGCUCCUCCUCCUCAGCCAUGCCAGUCCUACGCCGCUGCCGCCACCGCCGCUGCCGCCAUGCCCACCACCACCACCGGCCCGGUCUCCGCUACGCUCACCGGCUACUCUGAGGAUGGCGGAGCAAGGAAGGGGGAGGUGAUCCCGGAGCAUGAGUUUGCGGCUGGACCGGUGUGUUUGGACGACGAGACAGAAUUUCCUCCUAUAAAUUGGUGCCGUGACGGAAGUCGGGGUGGCAAGGAGAGACGGACGUGAGAGAGAGAGAGACAGAGAAAGAGGGAGAGAGAGACAGAAUGAGAGAAUAGAAUACCGGCCACCGUAAGAGGAAGGAAGACCACCAGAGCAUGCGCCACGGCAGAUAAAACAAACAAACAAACACAAUUAUUUCAGGGUGCUAAGUUAUUGUUGUUGUUUUUAAUAUGUAGAGAAAGAAACUAACAAGCAAAAAUGAGUGACUGAAUAGUUUGUCCUUAUGUCUUUGAGGCCAGGAUUGGGUAAUCAUGUAUGAGUAUCUGUGGGUUGUUUUAUGACUAUAUGAGCUGCAUGACUGAAUCAUAAUAACCAUGUUUUAAUAGCUACUUGACCAGAUAUUUUAUUAAUUAAGUUGUAAUACUGUAGCUACUUCUUCUAUUUUUUUAUUUACAUUAUUAACAUCCUUGUAUUUAAUCAUAACAUGAGGGAAUAUUUCACAAUGUUUUUAUGUUGUCUGAUUUAUUUUUUUCUUGUGAAUUUGAUUUAUUGAUACUUAUUACAUGUAUUAAAUGUUUACAUAUACUCAUCCUGAUUAAUAACUUACCAGGAUGUUUUGUAUGUACGUGCCUAUGAUAUUGUUUGUAAGAGUGCAAAGUAUUUUGCAGAUUGCACAAGACCAAAAAAAAAGAACCAAGAAAAGAGAAAUAAAAACGUAGUAAGCUACCAUAGAGAUGGCAUUAUGCAAAGCA